AUGAGAUAUGUAUUGCCACUUACUGUGGUAAAGUUGCUCAUUAAUCUGCGUGAACUAGACAUUUCCCACUGUGAGAUGCUGGAAGAAAUUAUUGAGCCAGAACAAGAUCGUGCAGAGAUCAAAGAAGUGGAAGAGAUAGUAACCAAGAAAGGAGGAGAAGAAAUGGCCAUGGAGAAAAUCGAGUUCCCACAAUUAAGCGAUCUAGCCUUAAGAUCUCUAACAAACUUCACUGGUUUCUGCUCUUCAAAGUUUGAAUUGGAAUUUCCUUCAUUAAUAAGAUUGUGGAUUCAAAGUUGUCGGAAAAUGAAGACUUUCUGUUCCAGACCAGUAUGUGCAUUAAAGAUUCCAAACCUAGGCCGCAUUGAUUGCUCUGAUGACAUAGUUAUUGGUUGGUCUCCAAUAAAACCCUAAAUGAAGUUACCUUGUUAUCA
Messenger RNA from Ilex paraguariensis (yerba mate), 431 nucleotides. The record is from the annotation of a GenBank genome assembly. Lineage: Eukaryota; Viridiplantae; Streptophyta; Magnoliopsida; Aquifoliales; Aquifoliaceae.